UGUCUGCCUGGCCCUUUCUUUCAUCUCAUUUCAUCCCUUGCCCGAAUCGCCUUUCUCCGACCGUCACUUUUUCCCUCCUUCGUCUGUACCCGUUCGUUCCCUUUUCCCCUUUCCCCUUUCCCUCUUUCUCUUUUCCUUCUCUUCUCCCACGAACCUAAUUCAACCAACCAACCGACCGACCACCGCCCAACACUUUCUAUCAUCCAUUGUCUUCUUCGUCAUUCGUCGUCAUCGCCAUCAUCAUCAUCAUCACCAUAAUCGGCCCGCAACGUAGCACCGCGACCGCAACCGCGCCUUGCCUUGUUCGCGCCGGGCUUCGUUAUCUUUCCUCGGUUGCUUUCCCUCUCUUUCCACACCUUGACCUACCCGCGCGCGACUCACGCAGGUUGCCACGUAGGCAAGGGGGGGAAGUACUGCUCAGCAGGAAGCCGGCUCUCGUUUCUCUUUGGCCUGCUAGCCCGUCCGGCCGCCCUUUUUUCGCGCCAUCGGUUUAUUCUGGUGUUUGGACCACACACCCUCCCGCCCACUUCCAGUCAUCAUCACCAUCAUACAUCAGUCGCGACGCCCGGGCCUGAUAAGGUUCCCCGUACCAUACAUACGAGAGGAGGACCCGUAAUCAUUCCUUCUUUGGUCGCCUUUGAUCUUCUUUGAUGCUCUUCUCUCUUCUCCUUCCUCCUCCUCCUCUUCUUCUUCUCCUUUGAGCCGCCGCCGCCACCGCCGCUGGAGGAUACCACGCCAAUCACCAAUCGCCCCAACUGUCCCGCGCCGUUUCAGUUGUCUCGACGCGCUGCCUCCCGUAUCUGCCCCAUCGUAAACUCGCCCACCGAGGGGGAGGCCAACUGGCAUCUCUCUUUGUCUAUCUCUCUCUCUUUCUCUCUCUCUCAACACACACACAACCCUCUCCGGGCAAUGACCAUGAAGCGGGCUCCCGCAGGCAAGGCCGCCGCCGUGGCCCUGCCGCCGCGCAGUGGCAACCCCGACGCGCUCGACAGCCUGCCCGCCCACCCGACGCUCGACGACAUCAAGCGCGCCGAGGCCAACGUGUCGCUCGCCGAGCUCGAGGACCGCGUCAACGACGUUCGCGAGUCGUGGGACACGGACUCGCUUUUUGAGGACGUCUUUCUCGAGCUGUCGUCGACGGAGGCCAACGGCGAUAAGAAGGCCGACACCUGCUCGCCCGAAGAGGCCAGUCGCCUCCGCAGGGAGCUGCGCGAAUACGGCCCCGCCGUCUUCUGCCAGCGCACCGUCGACGCCGGCCGCUACUCGGCCAAGAAGCUGCUCACGGCCUUCAACAUCCGCGCGCCCGCCUUCCUCGACGGCCAGCCCGACGAGGCCUACUUCAGCCUCCUCUCCCUCGCCAUCUCGCGCGAGCUCUCCAAGCGCGCCAAGCUGUCGCGCUACAACUCGGUCGACGACGCCGUCGACCUCGUCCGCCGCGCCUCCAACAUCAUCGUCAUCACCGGCGCCGGCAUCUCCACCUCGCUCGGCAUCCCCGACUUCCGCUCCAAGGGCACCGGCCUCUACUCCAAGCUCGAGCACCUCGGCCUCGGCGACCCCCAGGAGGUCUUCGACAUCGACGUCUUCAAGGACGACCCCACCAUCUUCUACUCGGUCGCCCGCGACAUCGUCCCCGCCACCGACCGCUUCACCCCUACCCACCACUUCCUCGCCAUGCUGCACCGCCGCGGCAAGCUGCUCACAAACUACUCCCAGAACAUCGACAACCUCGAGGUCAAGGCCGGCCUGCCCAAGGACAAGCUCGUCCAGUGCCACGGCUCCUUUGGCACCGCCUCGUGCGUCCAGUGCGGCUUCCAGAUGGACGGCGAGGCCAUCUUCCCGGACAUCAAGGCCGGCAACAUCCCCCGCUGCCCCCGCUGCGUCCAGGCCCUGCUCUCCGGCAACGGCACCAACGGCCACCGCCGCCGCAAGCGCAAGCGCUCCGCCGGCCCGAACGCCGCCUUCUCCGCCUCCGGCACCGCCUCCUCCUCCUCCUCCUCCGGCCGCCGCAAGCCCCGCCGCUCCCAGAGCGGCGCCUCGUCCGACGACGACGACAACUCCGACUACGACCUCCCCGAGGCCGGCGUCAUGAAGCCCGACAUCACCUUCUUCGGCGAGGCCCUGCCCGACGAGUUCUCCAAGCGCCUGACCACGCACGACCGCGAAAAGGUCGACCUCGUCAUCGUCAUCGGCACCUCCCUCAAGGUCACCCCCGUCUCCGAGAUUGUCAGCUGGCUCCCGCCCCAGAUCCCCCAGAUCUACAUCUCGCGCCAGCCCGUCAGCCACAUCAACUUCGACAUUGACCUGCUCGGCGACUGCGACGUCGUCGUCGCCGAGCUCUGCCGCCGCCUCGCCUGGCCCAUGGUCCACGAGAUGGCCGUCCCCGACGCCCAGCCCAUUGACGUCGUCACCGAGCCCGGCUACCGCAGCAGGCACGCCUUUGAGGUGCGUCCGAUGCCGCCGCCGCCGCCACCGGGGAAGACGACAUCAACCAACACCACGACGAGCAAAGCGGCUACGACGACGACGACGCCUGCCAACGGUGCUGCCGGCACGGCCAAGAACGGAGCCGCCUCGGUCUCGGCCUCGGCCACGGCCACGGCCACGACCGCCAACGGCGACGUUAAGAACCGCUCUACCGCCAAGAAGCCCGUGGCCCUCCCGUGACGGACCAGCGCUCAUCACCAAGAUGUCACCACACCACCACAUGCGCGCCCACCCACACACGCACGCGCACACAUACCUCCACACAUGUCUCUAUCAACCCACCACACCACACCUCUCUUGCGAGCCACGAAUUACUGUUUCUGAUACUACACUCGAGCCCAUGUGCGGUCCGUCCUCCGCAGGCCCUUCGGUUCAUCCGUUUGUUUCUCUGGUUGUUGUUCUUCUUUCUUCCCUUGCAAGGAGUUGUGGUCUGUGCCUGUUCUUUGUCCCCCCCAAAUCGCGGGUGUCUGGCGUUUCGAACCGGCGAGAGAGAGAGAAAGGACUGGCCGGUCGGUCGGCCGGUCCAAUGGCCCGAUUGCCUCCCUUUUCCUUGCGUGCUUACUAGCUGCUUGUUCGGCCCAUCAUCCUGUUUGUUUUUUUAUUAAUCUCCCCUUUCUUUGUUUUGCCUGUUUUGAUUCCGCUGGGGUUACGAGUUUAUCUGCGUCUCCAUGGUUGGCUCUGUUCCCGAGAUCGGAUGCAGACGCACAUGCAGACGCACACGCGGGGCGGGAGUAAGUUAGUAGUAGAUGGGAAAGGGGCACGUCUAGAUUUCGCCCCCCUUGUUUUACACACACACACGCACACACACAGCGAGAGAGAGAGAGCGAGAGAUAAGAAAGAAAGACUUGCUUCGCGCCUAUACACAGUCGGUCGAUAACCCCAAGUGUUUGAUUUUUCUUUCCAAAACUUGUUCUCCCUUCUGGUCUAGAUGGUAGAUGAAAGGACAGCCAUGGAAUGGGAAUACAAGAAAAAAGAAUUUAAAACACAUUAAUGGCU
Molecule: messenger RNA, 3480 nt
Organism: Purpureocillium takamizusanense
Lineage: Eukaryota; Fungi; Ascomycota; Sordariomycetes; Hypocreales; Ophiocordycipitaceae
Gene: SIR2
Product: NAD-dependent histone deacetylase sir2
Exons: 2
Coding region: 910-2664 (584 amino acids)
Molecular function (GO): NAD+ binding
Source: RefSeq, a predicted model, not a curated record